AUGAGCGCUGAGGAGUACGAGGUCACGCACCCAGGCUUCGCGUCGUCCCUGCCGAGCCAGCCUCCCGCCAAAGACGACCUGGCGCUGAUGUGCGACUCUACGCCGCCGCUGCAGCCGGAGAGCUUCUACAUCGACGGGGAGGAGCGCGUGACUGUGGAUUUUAGAAUAGACGACCACGACCUGCCAGCUCAGGAAACGAUCUAUCACUACGCGCGUUUCAAUUUCCCGGACGACAGGACCUACCACAUCGUAGGCGUUGAGCCUUUGGUGGAAAACGAGGAGUUUGUGCACCACUUCGUGAUAAAGGGGUGCAGCGAGGGGACGGAGGUGCCCGGGGAGCCCAUCCCGGACGUGGAUUCGAUGAUAUUACAGUGCCAGGAAUACCUCUACAUUUGGGCACCAGGGACCGGUAACUUCUCUUCUCCCAAGAACGCCGGUAUUCCCGUCGGAAAGGGCACCCGCCGACUCGGCGGCGAGCUUGAGAUCCAUUACGACAACCCAUUGGAGAAGAAGGGACAGAGGGACAACAGUGGAGUGCGCAUACACCUCACACCGGAUCUUCGCAAGGACGAGGUGGGCAUCCUCUGGAGCGGCACCAUCCUCAGCGUGGGACUUCUUCCGCCCAAGACGGACACCAUUUACUCAUCCACAAUCUGCCAGAUAUCCAUCAACGAGACGGCCGCACCCGGCGGCGUGCAGGUCUUCGGCUACAUGCCCCACAUGCACCUCACAGGGCGGCGAAUGUGGACCGACCGCCUGGUCGUCAAGCCGCAGAGCGGUCCUUCGAACGGCAGCUUCGUGACGGACUUCAGCGAGCUGGAGAAG
Molecule: messenger RNA, 825 nt
Organism: Ostreobium quekettii
Lineage: Eukaryota; Viridiplantae; Chlorophyta; Ulvophyceae; Bryopsidales; Ostreobiaceae
Source: the annotation of a GenBank genome assembly